Molecule: messenger RNA, 843 nt
Organism: Eurytemora carolleeae
Lineage: Eukaryota; Metazoa; Arthropoda; Copepoda; Calanoida; Temoridae
Exons: 5
Coding region: 1-843 (280 amino acids)
Source: RefSeq, a predicted model, not a curated record
AUGGUUGUCAUGGCAGCCAGAUAUAACCAGAUCAAAGAAGUUGGCCAGGACAUAUUUCGCAAUAUUGUCAAUGAUUUGAAAAUCCUGGAGGAAGGAGUACUGAUCAAGGGCAAACUGCAAGCUCCUGUAGCGCCCAAUGUUAUUGUCGAUGAAGAAGUUAUUAUAGAAAGUGAUGAAAUAGCUGAUGAAAUUGAUGAUGAAAUUGAAGAAAUUUAUAACGAAAUAGAUCUUGCAGAAGAUAGAGAAGAAGACAGUGAAGAAGAAGAAGACGAGGAAGAAGAGCAGGAAGCAGAGGAGACUAAGGGAAAGAUCAAAUUUGAAUCUAUAUUUAAUGAACUGAAAUCAUUUCAUGCGGUGUCUUCACUUCCAAAUGAUAUAUUUCAUGACUUAUUAGAAGGGGGAAUUUCACAAGAUUCAGCAGCUGGAGUCAGAAUUAUUGUUAAAAGAAAAAAAUUAACUAUUGAGAUGUUGAAUACAGAAAUUCGAAACUUUCCCUACUGUUCAACAGAUGAAAGACCAAGCUAUUUCAAAGAAACCAGACCCAAACGGGAAAAAUUGCCUGGCAAAGCGAUGGCAAACUUAAUGUUCAUGAGAAUCGUGCCAUAUCUAUUGGAAUCAUACCUGGAAAAUGAUCAGGAUGAAGUAGCUCAAAUGUUCAUCAUAAUGGCGAGGAUAUUAGAAAUGUGUCUCAGCCGAGCAUACUCCUCCAGUGACAUUGAAGUCCUAGAAGACUUGAUCUUUCAAUACUUUACAAUAAGGAUAAAAGUUGAUGAUGAGUAUCCUGGAUUUUUUCCCAAGAUUAAACCAAAGCACCAUUACUUGAUUCAUGUACCAGAUAAAUAA